AUGGUUAAUCUCCGAUUGCUAUUCACCUGUUCAUUCCUAGCAACUUUCAUUUUCACGGCGGUUUCCGGCUACUCUACGGCGGAGAUAAAAACUUGGUGCAGCCAAACUCCCUAUCCCCAGAUAUGCGAAUACUACAUGUCUCAGAGCCCCAGUAACGGCGCCGCUCCGAUCAAGGAUAAAUCGGAUUUCUUAAAAGUCGCCGUGAAUUUGGCGUUGGAACAUGCCAAACGCGCUAUGGAUAGCGCGUACACUUUAGGCCCGAAAUGCCGAAACCAGCGCGAAAAGGCUGCAUGGGAGGAUUGUUUGGCGCUGUACGAGGUUACGGUCGGGAAAAUAACCGCCACCGUUGAUCCCGCCGUCAAAAAUUCGGCGGCGGAUGCGCAGACGUGGCUCAGCGCCGCCCUGACCAACCUCGAGACAUGUCGGGACGGGUUUAUAGACGUGGGCGUCACGGACAACGUCAUGCCCAUGAUGUCAAACAACGUUUCCUAUUUGAUCAGCAACACUUUAGCAGUUAACAAAGGGUUAACUAGCACUAACAGUCAAACUACCAGCUACACUGGCGGUUUUCCUGAUUGGGUUAAGUCUGGUGACCGAAAACUCUUGCAGUCGUCGGCUGCUUCUAAGGCGGAUAUUGUGGUGGCCCAAGAUGGGUCCGGGGACUAUAAGACCGUGACGGAUGCCGUGAAUGCGGCCGGGAAGAGGACCGGGAGUGGGAGAUAUGUGAUAUAUGUGAAGGGUGGAGUGUAUGAGGAAAAUGUGAAUAUUGGUACCAGUUUGAAGAACAUCAUGUUGGUCGGCGACGGAAUUGGGAAAACAAUUAUCACCGGAAGCCUGAGUGUUGGCGGUGGAUCCACCACCUUCAAAUCCGCCACUGUUGCUGUGGUCGGAGAUGGGUUUAUUGGACAAGGCAUAACAUUCAGAAACACCGCCGGAGCAGCAAACCACCAGGCCGUGGCUCUCCGGUCCGGCUCCGAUCUCUCAGUAUUCUACCAAUGCGGCUUCGAGGGUUAUCAAGACACGCUCUAUGUCUACUCAGACAGGCAAUUCUACAGAGAAUGCGACAUCUACGGCACCGUCGACUUCAUCUUCGGUAACUCCGCCGCCGUCUUCCAAAACUGCAACAUUUAUGCCCGAAACCCACCAAACAAGGUCAACACAAUCACCGCCCAAGGCCGGACCGACCCGAAUCAGAACACCGGAAUAUCAAUCCACGACAGCAAAGUCACGGCCGCGUCCGACCUAGAGGGCUCCGUGAGCUCCGUCAAGACUUACUUGGGACGGCCGUGGAAGGAAUAUUCGCGCACGGUGUUCAUGAAGACGUUCUUGGAUAGUUUGAUUAAUCCGGCGGGUUGGUUGGCGUGGGAUGGGAGUUUUGCGCUAAAUACAUUAUACUACGGCGAGUAUUUGAACACCGGGGCAGGGGCGUCGACGGCUAAUAGGGUGACUUGGGGUGGUUAUCACGUGAUCACCAGUGAAACGGAGGCGUCCCAGUUCACCGUCGGCAGCUUCAUCGGCGGUGACUCUUGGUUACCCGCCACAAACGUGCCGUUUACUUCAGGCCUUUGA
Ipomoea triloba (trilobed morning glory) is the source of this 1569-nucleotide messenger RNA. Its product is annotated as pectinesterase 2-like. Gene Ontology annotation, biological process: cell wall modification. Lineage: Eukaryota; Viridiplantae; Streptophyta; Magnoliopsida; Solanales; Convolvulaceae. Bases 1 to 1569 code for a protein of 522 amino acids. The record is from RefSeq and is a predicted model, not a curated record. Gene Ontology annotation, molecular function: pectinesterase inhibitor activity; pectinesterase activity. The transcript is spliced from 2 exons.